Messenger RNA from Fusarium oxysporum Fo47, 273 nucleotides. RefSeq lists its product as uncharacterized. The coding region runs from base 1 to 273 and encodes 90 amino acids. The record is from RefSeq and is a predicted model, not a curated record. Lineage: Eukaryota; Fungi; Ascomycota; Sordariomycetes; Hypocreales; Nectriaceae. The transcript is spliced from 2 exons.
AUGGCAAAACAGCCCAAGUUGAGCAUUAACGUUGUUAGAGAGAUUAGAGUCACUAUUGAGCAAGGAAAAGCUCAGCAUUUCGUACAUUACCAGACAGUCGAAGUGGCGGCAACCACCAAGACUCCGUCCCCUGUGACCGGAAAAGGUUCAAUGCUCAAGGUGUUGCGCGACAUCUUCGUCGCCAUCCGAGCCUGGUUUUUGAAAUUAAGGGGCUUGGCCAGGUUUAAACUAGUGUUUGAUGAGGAGAAGCAGGGCUUGCUUGAAGGCGGAUAG